AUCAUGCGGAGGAGCCGCUCUUGGCAGCACCCGGCGCCCGAGACGCUGCGAGGAGUAGCCGCAGCCGCCGCAGCGUCUCCGGCUCGGGCUGCAACGGCAGCAGGCAGCAGCAGCAGCAGCAGCCGCCGCGAGUGAGUCGCUGCGGCGGGUGGGCGCCCCUGCUCCGGCCGGCUGCCGGCUCUCCCUGCGCCGCUUCUCCUCGGCGAGCCCCGGGCGCGGGCUGAGCGAGCCUCUCCGCAUGGAUGUCAAGGCGGCGCCCAACGGCGUGGCCACCAUCGAGGACCGCAUCCUGCGCAUCACCGGCUACUAUGGCUACUACCCCGGGUAUUCCAGCCAGAAAAGUGCCUCCCGAUCCUCUGUCGUCCAAUGCAAGCCGGGAGGCAACUGUUCCAGCACGCAGAGUGGCCUCCGCAGACAGCAUUCCCCUUUGUCUGCUGCUGAAGAUUCUGCUGCUCCCAUUCUAGAGCUGCAGAGUCGAAGCCCCUCCGGAUUUUGCCGGCACGGCAGAGGAGAGAGGCAGAACAGAUCAGGAGAAGACGGGACACAAGCCCACGGUGAAAACACCAGCCAAGAGAGCCGUCCGCAGACCCGGUGUGAGUCCUGCACAUCGACGUUCCUGAAGGUCGUCUGGGGAUUUCUGAUCAUUCUGUCAGUCUCGUCUUCUUGGGUCGGAACCACCCAGAUCGUCAAGAUCACAUACAAGAACUUUGAUUAUCCCCUGUUCAUGACUUGGUUUUCAACAAACUGGAACAUUAUGUUUUUCCCAGUGUAUUACUCUGGGCAUCUUGCCACCGCACAGGAAAAGCAAUCACCAAUCAAAAAAUUCAGGGAAUGCAGUCGAAUCUUCGGAGAAGACGGCCUGACGCUGAAGCUCUUCCUUAAAAGGACAGCUCCUUUUUCCAUCCUCUGGACUUUGACUAAUUAUCUUUACCUGUUGGCUUUGAAGAAGCUGACGGCCACAGACGUCUCAGCCCUCUUCUGCUGCAACAAGGCUUUUGUUUUCCUGCUCUCAUGGAUUGUGCUGAAAGACAGGUUCAUGGGUGUCAGGAUAGUUGCCGCAAUAAUGGCCAUCACCGGAAUUGUCAUGAUGGCAUAUGCAGAUGGUUUCCAUGGCGAUUCAAUUAUCGGCGUUGCGUACGCCGUCGGAUCUGCUUCGACCUCUGCUCUGUAUAAGGUUUUGUUUAAGAUGUUCCUUGGAAGUGCCAACUUUGGGGAAGCCGCCCACUUCAUUUCUACGCUCGGCUUCUUCAACUUGAUUUUCCUUUCUUUCACUCCCAUCAUCCUGUAUUUUACGAAGGUAGAAUACUGGUCUCCCUUCUCGGCUGUACCCUGGGGCUAUCUCUGCGGAAUAGCAGGCCUCUGGCUAGCUUUUAACAUUUUGGUGAACGUUGGAGUUGUGCUUACAUAUCCCAUCUUAAUAUCUAUUGGGACAGUACUCAGUGUUCCUGGCAAUGCAGCUGUUGAUCUGCUCAAGCAUGAAGUUAUCUUCAGUGUUGUAAGGUUGGGGGCAACCAUCAUCAUCUGCCUUGGUUUUUUGCUCCUGCUUCUUCCUGAGGAAUGGGACGAAAUCACGCUAAGAUUCAUCAACAGCUUAAAGGAAAAGAAAAGCGAGGAUCACACAGAGGACGUCACAGACUCCAGCAUGUACUUUAGGAGCAGAAGCAGAGCUAACGGGACUGUGUCUAUACCGCUGGCUUAGAGCUGGUGACCUCUUAACUGCACGGGAAUGUAUAUUCUGUGAAUAUGAUUUAAUAAUUUUUUUCCUCACCCACCUGUAUGCUAAAAAUGAUAGUUAUUAUUUUAAACCAGGGACAGAUUGUAAAUUCAAUGCUAAACACAUCAGUAAGUAACUGUUUACAUUUGUACACUUAUCCGGGAAUAGGUGCAAAUAAACACAAUAAAUUCCUUUUUUAAACAAAACUAAA
Hemicordylus capensis (graceful crag lizard) is the source of this 1925-nucleotide messenger RNA. RefSeq names its product solute carrier family 35 member F4 (gene SLC35F4). The coding region runs from base 239 to 1699 and encodes 486 amino acids. The record is from RefSeq and is a predicted model, not a curated record. NCBI's taxonomy places the organism in Eukaryota, Metazoa, Chordata, Lepidosauria, Squamata, Cordylidae. Gene Ontology annotation, cellular component: membrane. The transcript is spliced from 8 exons.